Strongylus vulgaris is the source of this 624-nucleotide messenger RNA. The record is from the annotation of a GenBank genome assembly. NCBI's taxonomy places the organism in Eukaryota, Metazoa, Nematoda, Chromadorea, Rhabditida, Strongylidae.
CUGCGUUUUGCAGUGGACGACAAGAAAGUGGAGUUCACUUCGCCGCCAAGCCGUUCGAAACAUGAGGCGAAGGAGUAUGCUGCGCAUGAAUUGUUGAGGUCUCACUUUGACAUUGAUCCUCCAGCGGUCGCUGCGGAACGACCUCCAGUAGUAGAACAGCCGGUACCUCCGUGUCAGAAAUUGCACGUGCUGCUUGCAAAACAGAACAGAUCGGUGACUCCGAACAUCAAGUACGAGGACCUGGGUCUUGCUGACGAUACAGUGAAUCAAAUGGGAACAAUUUUCAAAAGCAAACUCAUCAUAAAUGACAAGGAAGAGUUUAUUGGUAGCGGAAAGUCGAAGAAAGCAGCUAAAAAUGAUGCCGCUAUGAUGGCUUUGAAAAAGAUCUUUAUGUUUGAUUAUAAUAAUCCGGAAUCGGAACCAGUAAUAGAAACACCUCCAAGAGCUAGGAGGACCGCAAAGAACGGCAGCUCACAAUUGUGUUUUGAUGUAAGUUUCCGGAAAUCUUUAAUGUUGUUAUGGAAUUAUGAAGUAGAUCAGCUCACAUUUAUGGCGAGCAAAAUUAUUAUCGAACUCAUCUUACGCUUUUAUCAUUUCUCAAAUAGACUACCUGACAAUUUUUGA